Polychytrium aggregatum is the source of this 1491-nucleotide messenger RNA. RefSeq names its product actin family. Gene Ontology annotation, cellular component: NuA4 histone acetyltransferase complex; SWI/SNF complex. The record is from RefSeq and is a predicted model, not a curated record. Gene Ontology annotation, biological process: proteolysis; regulation of transcription by RNA polymerase II. The transcript is spliced from 9 exons. Gene Ontology annotation, molecular function: aspartic-type endopeptidase activity; chromatin binding. NCBI's taxonomy places the organism in Eukaryota, Fungi, Chytridiomycota, Chytridiomycetes, Polychytriales. Bases 45 to 1340 code for a protein of 431 amino acids.
CCGCUCCCCGAUCUCGCUGACAUCUGCAACGACAGACGCCUGCCAUGGUCACUUACGGAGGAGACGAGGUUUCGGCCCUCGUUCUGGAUGUCGGAUCAUCGUCCACCCGCGUUGGGUUCGCUGGCGAAGACACCCCCAAGGCGGUCUUUCCAACUGUCGUGGGAUCGAUUGCUGGAGAAGCCGGUGCAGCCGAUGCCCAGGGCGAUACGAUCAUGGGUGGUGGUGAUCGUGCCCCGGCAACAAAGAAGAGCAAGCGAUUCCUGGGCGAAACCGAAGUGUAUUGCUGGCGGGAGAACAUGGACAUCCGCAAGCCCGUGUCUCAGGGCCUUGUUCAGAACUGGGACGAGUAUGAGGCCGUCUGGGACUAUGUCUACUCUCGGAGGAUGAGAAUUAACCCCGCCGAGCACCCGCUCCUCCUCUCCGAGCCGGCCUGGAACCCGCGCGAAGAUCGAGAAAAGCUGAUGGAGCUGGCGUUCGAGACCUUCAAAGUGCCUGCUUUCUACUUGGCCAAGUCGCCUGUUCUGACAGCGUUCUCCUCUGGUCGAGCUACGACCCUGAUCAUCGACUCGGGAGCCACGGCCACAAGUGUUGUGCCGGUAUUCGAAGGCUAUGUUCUCAAACGAGGCAUCCAAUACCAGGCCCUUGCCGGAGACGCUGUCUCGAGCGAGAUUGCCCACUAUCUCUCCAGCUCCGGCAUCGACGUUGUACCGCAAUACAAAGUGCUCUCCAAAUCCCCCUCUGAUGCAGGCGUCCCGGCCAGCUUUGUGGAGCGCAAUCGCCCCAACUCGACCGAGAGCUUCCAUGCCUUGUCUGUUGAGCGAGUGAUCAACGAUUUCAAGGAGACUGUCUGCCAUGUUUCUGAAAGCGCUCGCUGGGACGACCGGGUCAUGUCCCUCCAACCCAAAAAGUCGUACGAGUUCCCCAAUGGCUACAACAACUACUUUGGCCUCGAGCGGUUCAAAGCCCCGGAGAUUCUGUUCAACCCCAAAGCGUCGCAGUCUGGCAAGGUGGAUGCAGGCCUACUGGGCAUCCAGCAGCUGGUGGAUCUGUCGAUCCAGGCAUGCGACGCCGAUUUGCGGCCCACGCUUUACUCGAACGCAGUGUCCACGGGCGGCACAAGUUCGCUCCCGGGAUUCAACGAGCGUCUCAGCGCCGAGCUCUCGGUGAAUGCCAAUAUGAUGCGGGUCAAGCUUCAUUCGCCCGGGAACAUGAUCGAGCGCAAGUUCAGUGCGUGGGUGGGAGGCUCGAUCUUGGCAUCGCUGGGCUCCUUCCACCAGAUGUGGGUCUCGAAGAAGGAGUACGAGGAGAUGGGCCCGUCGGUAGAGCAGCGUCUGAACUGACGAACAUGUAUCGAUUGAGUGCAAAAACACAAAGCGGGUACAUCUGGGCGAUGGCGUCGUUCAGAGGUGCCUGCCUGUUGCCUGAAUACACACCGUCGCUGCCAUGACCAUAUCAGCAGACGAGUCCAAGCAGCGGCCCAAGUGAUCCAUG